This is a messenger RNA of Adineta steineri, 1422 nucleotides long. The record is from the annotation of a GenBank genome assembly. Lineage: Eukaryota; Metazoa; Rotifera; Eurotatoria; Adinetida; Adinetidae.
AUGAUAAAAUCAUAUAUCAAUGUGGAUAUUCUAUUGAUUAUAUUAUUAUCUGUUCAUACAAUUUAUUGUCAAGAUGAUCCACUUUCUAAAUUGGAAUCAACAAUAAUAUCGCAUGGUGGACAGGUAUUACGAAUCACAGAUUCACAAUACCAUGCAGCAGCUAUUCUUCACAAUAGAGUCAUACAAACAUGGCCCAAUAUGUUGAUACGUCCUGCAACAUUCGAUGAUGUAUCUUUAGUACUAUCAACAGUAUCUUCUCUUAAAAUUCCUAUUCGUAUUAUGGGAGGUCGACACAGUUACGGAGGUUAUUGUAGUCAUCAAGUAACAAUGGAAGCAGGUGUUCUAUGGAGUGAUAUUUAUAAAGUUUUAAAUGGAUCUGAACAUAUUAUUGUAGGUGGUUUGUGUCCAACAGUAGGUGUCGUGGGUUUUACAGUAGGAGGUGGUUAUAAUGCUAUGUAUAGUCGUUCAUAUGGUUAUGCAUCAGAUAAUGUUCUUAAUUUUAAAAUGGCAUUAUAUAAUGGAACUAUUGUCACAGCAUCAUCUACAAUUAAUCCGGAUUUAUAUUGGGCACUUCGUGGUGGUGGAGGUGGAAAUUUUGGUUUUGUUUUAGAAAUGACUCAAAAAAUUCAUCGAAUCAAUGGAACAAAUUUACCCAAUGGCCAGUAUUUAUUUCUUAAUCUAACUUGGGUCAAUACUGAUAUAAGAAAAGCUCUCAAUAAUUGGUUUACUUUCAUAAAAGAAGUUGCUGAUUUCGAUACUCGAAUUUCAUUUAAUACUAUUGUAGUUAUAACAAAUUCAGAUCCGAAACCAAAUCCUUACAAUGUGGUACAUUAUGCACAAAUUGAUAUAGCCAGAGAACUUGCAGUUCCAUUUCCUGUACCCAAACGAGAACAUGUCUUAUCUGCUAUGGCUAUUAAUAUCACCGAUGCUAUGUUAGAUGUUAUUUUAGAAUUCAAACCAAAUUCUACUCAUCAAAUUGAUGCAUGGACAGAAUUUGUAUAUCUACACAAUGCAAACAAAGAUAAAAAUACAGCCUUUGCUUUUCCUGAUAUUUCAUUUGACAUUGCUCCUGGAGUUUCAUGGCUCGAUGCUGAUUUUGAUCCGCUCGCAUUAGAUAUGGCUCAGACUAUGGAAAGGAAGUUAAUUGAUGCAGCAGCAUCUACGCAUAGUAUUCCUGGAGCAUAUCUUAAUUAUAUUGAUCCAUAUUUACCUAAUUGGGAAAAAAUGUAUUAUAGAAAUAAUUGGGAACGUCUUAGAGAAAUUAAUACUAAAUAUGAUCCUACUUGGUAUUUUAGAUUUCCACAAGGUAUUCCACCAUAUUUUUCAGAAUCAAAUAUAUCCAAUAUAAAUAACAACAAUAUUAUUGUAAUGGCUACUCUUAUUAUUAUCUUAAUAAUACAAACAUUUUAUUUAAAUCAAUAA